GCUCCGAACCGAGAAGGAGGCGCGCGCUCCGGCUGCACUCGCUGUGAAAUGCUGCUGUAGCAGCGGGUCGUGUCGCUGUUGACGCUUUUCUCGGACGGAACCAAAGAACCUGGGAUACUUUUUGAUUCUCUGAAGUCCACCUGAGUCGGAACCGCGAGGACGAGAUGGAAAGUGAAAAGUACUUACCGGAGCUUUUAGCGGAGAAGGACACGCUGGACCCGUCCUUCGAGCACAGCCUGCGCCUGCUGGAGCAAGAAAUCGAAAAAAUCCAGAGAGACGAUGACAAAGACGAGGAGAAAUUCAUCGACGUCGUUAUCAACAAGAACAUGAAACUGGGCCAGAAAGUUUUAAUACCCGUCAAGCAGUUUCCUAAAUUCAACUUUGUCGGCAAACUCCUCGGGCCACGUGGGAACUCGUUAAAGAGACUACAAGAAGACACCCUGACAAAGAUGUCAAUUCUGGGAAAAGGGUCCAUGAGAGACAAAGAAAAGGAAGAAGAACUGCGACAGAGCGGCGAGGCCAAAUAUCAGCACCUGAAUGAAGACCUGCACGUUCUCAUCGAGGUAUUCGCCCCCCCAGCCGAGGCGUACGCCAGGAUGGGUCAUGCUCUGGAGGAGAUCAAAAAGUUUCUCAUACCAGAUUACAAUGAUGAGAUCAGACAGGCCCAGCUGCAGGAGCUCACAUACCUAAACGGUGGAUCAGAAGAAGCCAAGGUGCCGUCGGCCAGGGGCAAGUCAUCCGCCCGUGGCAGAGGAACACCUGUUCCAGGGCCCCCCAGGACUCGUGGAGGAGUCCCCCCCCUGCAUGCAGUAGUGCCUCGAGGAGCAGCACCCAGAGGAGCCCCUCCCAGCCGGGCACCUUCUUCCAGAUCAAGAGGGGUUCAGAGAGCCCGAGGGGUCAGCUACAGGUCUGCACCUCCCAUUGUCCAGGACACAUACGGUGAAUAUGACUACGAUGAUGGCUACGGAACAGCUUAUGAUGACCAAGGAUAUGAAUCAUAUGACAACAACUACAGUAAUCAAGGACAGAACUCAGACGACUACUACGAAUACGAAGAGAGCGGCGAAUCGUAUGAUUCAUAUGGUCAGGAAGAGUGGGCAAACAGUCGAGGCAAGGCUCCAUCGGCGCGAACGACCAAGGGGGUGUUCAGAGACCAGCCGUACUCCAGAUAUUGAACUGUUUAUACAAGCCAUGCCUGACUCCUCAUGCCUGGUUCAACCCAAGUAAUGGAUUUUUUUUGUACGGACGUUGCUACCUUUUUAGAAUUGAGAACUAAACUACAAAAUAACUCAAGUAAAUCCUGAACCCAAAAUGUUUUUUUCAGUAAUGGAAUCCUGCCUCUUGAACAUAAACCAGACUCUUGACUGGGUAAACUGUAAAACCCUUUAGGUAAACUGACAGUCCCUCACCCCUAACGGAGGCUCAACUGGAUGUUC
Molecule: messenger RNA, 1436 nt
Organism: Nematolebias whitei (Rio pearlfish)
Lineage: Eukaryota; Metazoa; Chordata; Actinopteri; Cyprinodontiformes; Rivulidae
Gene: khdrbs3
Product: KH domain containing, RNA binding, signal transduction associated 3
Exons: 9
Coding region: 165-1175 (336 amino acids)
Biological process (GO): regulation of alternative mRNA splicing, via spliceosome
Cellular component (GO): nucleus
Molecular function (GO): mRNA binding
Source: RefSeq, a predicted model, not a curated record